AAGAACAGCGGAAGCGCGACUUUGCGAGACUUUACCGUCUCCCUUCACCGCCUUUGCUCUCCAAUGCCGGACCCCAUAUCAUAUCAUUACUAUGGCCUGAUUUCGUGCGACGAUAGAAAGGAGUGUUCGUUUCGGUAUAACGAAUGUAUAGACGCCUCAGUUUACCCCUCUGGCUGAAGCCAAGGCAAAACCUGCCACUCCAACUCCCUCAGUCACAAGCACUAGUCCGGCAUGCUUCGGCCGAUGCGAAACGGGUAGCUCCACACUUCUACGAGUCUACACCAUCCCAGCUACUACGGUUUGCCUUGACAGGAACUACAAAGCAAGCUGGUGGUUUGGAAGGUGACUCACGGAUAGACCAGCACCUUCUGGAGCUCUUUUCUGAGCCAUGGCCUUCGAACACUCCGCCUCCCCCACCUCUAUGGAACUUUGUCCAACGGGGAACCUCAGGUUCCGAUAGGAAAAGGUGGCGGGUGUUGAGAAAUCUGAGUCGUUUACGGGGCCUUGAGCAACUACAUGUAUGGAUUGAAAAGAAUGUGAAUGAUGAAUGCGGUAGUACAUUGUUGCAAUCAGAGGGUUGUAAGAACUUAGCCCAGGUACUAGAACGGUCCCAGCGUUACAGUUCUUAUGCAGAAAUACUCUCUACAAUCAAUGGGGUCAUUACGAGGCUAGAGAAACUGAGAGUACCCAUAUCUGGCUCAUUAUUUACUCUAGGGAUGUAUUAUUCCUGUUGCGCCUUUUCGGCACCUUCUCUGAAACGGCAUAUCGAAAGUUAUCUCAUCCUUGGUCCUCGGCGGUUAGAUCCAGAGUCGUGCGGUACCCUAGUCAGCGCUCUUCUUGUUUCUCUCCGACUCUUAUCAUUUCGGGAACCAGGCCAUGAUACCAGUGAGAUGCUCAACAUCAUUACAGGAGAGAAUGCUGGUGGACACCGUUCAGAAUACAAUCUGCACAGUAUAAUGUGUUGGGCCGACCAUCAAGACUCCACUCAACCCAUUGGGCAAUACUUGUCAUUGCUCGCAAGGCUAAAGAGCGAUAGAAUACUACAAGAACUAUGGGAUCAAAUGAUGAAAGGGCUAGGUCCUGGCUCACCUCAUGUGUUCCAGUCGGCGUAUGACUGUGUGAAAGCUCUUAUCGACGUCGGAAGCCAUACCAAAGCAAUAUUUUAUUUAAAACAGAUUUCAAAAUCCGCGAAUGGUAAUCUGCCAGGUCUAUCGAAAUUCCAGGACCUAAGGGGCCUCCUGGCGGCCAGAGGUAUGGCAGAGGCACUACCGCAGCUUGCAGGAACGGAGUCUCUUAGUAUCCUUGAAGCUCAACUAGAGGAUAUGGAGAAGAGACUUGGUGUCACUUGGAAUAGACAGAGGUCGCUCCAUACUAGCAUCGCAAAUCCACUCUGCAUCAGUUCGGAACGGCCGCUUUUGACAAUCGAUGGCGACAGUACUGGGUACGACAGCAACGUUCGCCUAAUUGCAGAGAUUGAAGCAAUUGGGUGCUCAAAAUCGAUGCUGGAACUGGGUAAGAUCGCUACCUUACUAGACGAAUGUGAAGGGGGCCAGAUUCAUGUCUCAAUAUCAUCUCAGGAGGCUGCACAUUAUGACUUCUUUUGGUUCCCUCAGCGGUCAACGAUUGAAUUCCCGGAUAAUCACACACUUGUGGAACGCAGACCGAAUGAACCAUGGUCACCUUCCAAUUUGGGGUUGCUUCGUGUUCGACCACACAGCAAUAGGGCUUCACUAGUGAUCGAAUGUUCCCUACAUCUGAUGCAACUUGGCUACUUGGUUGCGAGGCCUAAAUUGACCGACGAAGCGGGCUCGAAACCGGCUCGGGGAUGGGAGGAAACCGGGCACAUCGUUGCUUGGGACCGUGCUUUUGGCCGAUUUGUUAUUGUUUAUGUUGGGGAAAGCCGCAGAUCUCUUGACACUCGUAAACAGUGGGUUGUUCCAGAUCUGCCGUUUGGCCUCAAUGCAGUCAUGAAGAUUUCGCCUGAAAAAUACCCACUGGAACAGAAUGGUGUCGAUCCUCCCUUUCCGGGUGAUGGUACAAGGUACUGUAUUGAUGUGGAUCCAGGGCUAGAUCUCGUAUUUUGAAGGAUCGCUUGAUCUCGUACGUACUUUCCACACCCCAUCAUACGUUCAUGGGGAUUCCUGGGACCUGAGACACGCACAGACCUCUAAUGCAGUCGAUCUGGCUGCAUUAGAUUCAGACACUAAUGAACUAGUAAACCCAAUCUCAGCCAGCCAUUAUAUAAUGAUCUAGAUCUGCGGCAUCUGCGGGUGAAGCGUGGAUUGGGUCUGGGCAACCACACCAAUUAUUGUGGAAAUAUCAAGACUCUCUGCUCACGAGGGACCGACCUACUGGCGUUCUCUGGCAAGACAGUCUCAAGUCGUUCCUUGGUAAUUCGGCCUUCUGUUUAUUGAUGUCUAUGAGGUGUUCCUUCCUGCCAGUUGUCUCUUCGCCUUUUUCUCAGUUUCGGGUGUU
Molecule: messenger RNA, 2475 nt
Organism: Aspergillus alliaceus
Lineage: Eukaryota; Fungi; Ascomycota; Eurotiomycetes; Eurotiales; Aspergillaceae
Exons: 1
Coding region: 144-2084 (646 amino acids)
Source: RefSeq, a predicted model, not a curated record